AAAUCAUAAUCUAUUCAAAUCUACUCAUGGCCUCGGAGUUUUGGGAUGUAAGUAAACUGACCCAAUAAACCCAACCGGGUUUCUACCCGAAUGGCCGUCCCCUCCCAUUGCUGCCUUGCUUCACAACAAGAAGGGGUUACAAAAAGCAGCAUAAGAAGAAGAAUUGCAAAAACAACAAAUUGCAGCAGAAUUUCUUCUUUCUCCAAUCCCAAAGCUUUUCGUUUAGCUUAACUAUAAUAGCAGAUCUUUUAAGCUUUUAGUUAUCCAAUCGACAAUGUUUCUCACCAGGACUGAGUACGAUAGAGGUGUCAACACCUUCUCGCCAGAAGGUCGAUUGUUUCAGGUUGAAUAUGCCAUUGAGGCUAUCAAGCUUGGUUCGACGGCAAUUGGGUUAAAAACUAAGGAAGGAAUUGUGCUUGCAGUUGAAAAGCGAAUUACAUCACCACUUCUGGAGCCUAGCAGUGUGGAAAAAAUUAUGGAAAUUGAUGAGCAUAUUGGGUGUGCAAUGAGUGGAUUAAUAGCUGAUGCCCGAACACUCGUUGAACAUGCACGAGUUGAAACUCAGAAUCAUAGGUUCUCAUACGGUGAGCCCAUGACUGUCGAGUCUACAACACAAGCCCUGUGUGAUCUAGCCCUGAGAUUUGGUGAGGGGGAUGAAGAAUCUAUGUCCCGACCUUUUGGGGUCUCUCUUCUUAUUGCUGGCCAUGAUGAGAACGGUCCCAGCUUAUACUAUACAGACCCAUCUGGCACAUUCUGGCAAUGCAAUGCGAAAGCUAUUGGUUCGGGUUCUGAGGGUGCUGACAGCUCUUUGCAGGAGCAAUAUAACAAGGAUUUGACACUUAAAGAAGCUGAAACAAUUGCUCUUUCCAUCCUUAAGCAAGUUAUGGAAGAAAAGGUAACACCAAACAACGUUGAUAUUGCAAAGGUCGCUCCGGCUUACCAUCUGUAUAGCCCUUCUGAGGUGGAGGCUGUCAUCAGUCGCCUAUAAAAAGAGUACUCUGUCAAGAAGUUUUGUGCUUUGAUUUGGAGUCCCAUAAUUGCUAUGCCUGCGUGCAUUUUGUAUUAGAUUGAUCGGAUUAUAUUUUCCAUUAGCUCAGGUAUUUCAACCAGUAAUUUUUUUUAUGCCAGACUUAAAUCAUGUCACUUCAGUUAAAUUGAUCCAUGGAUUUUUUUUGCAUGAAUGAAUUUGAAACUUGAAGUUAGAUCCUUUGAACUGUUUGAU
Messenger RNA from Ilex paraguariensis (yerba mate), 1222 nucleotides. The record is from the annotation of a GenBank genome assembly. NCBI's taxonomy places the organism in Eukaryota, Viridiplantae, Streptophyta, Magnoliopsida, Aquifoliales, Aquifoliaceae.